AGAUCGUCAGCGAGUGUAGCUGCGUUUGCUCAACUUUAAAUUUGCAAUCAGGCAAAAACAGAUUCUACUGCUCAGAGUUAGUUGCUUAGCUCCGUCCCGUGCGCUUCAGUUCAGUUCAAAACCCAAACGUGUGUGUAUUUUAGUGUGUGUGAGUGUGUAGGAGAAAAUGGCAGCAAAUCCGAACGGGUAUAAACUCUCCGAAAGGACGGGUAAACUCACAGCAUUUGAUCUAAUGCCCACCACACAGACAGCUGGGCCCGAGACACGUGAGUUUCUGCUUAAAGUUGUCGAUGUGCUGUUGGACUUUGUCAAGUCGACCAACGAUCGCAAUGAGAAGGUGCUGGACUUUCAUCAUCCGGAGGACAUGAAGCGCUUGCUGGAUCUGGAUGUGCCAGACCGCGCCUUGCCGCUGCAGCAGCUAAUCGAGGAUUGUGCCACAACGCUGAAGUAUCAAGUGAAAACUGGUCAUCCACAUUUCUUCAAUCAGCUGUCGUGCGGCUUGGAUUUGGUAUCCAUGGCUGGCGAAUGGUUGACUGCCACUGCCAAUACCAACAUGUUCACAUACGAGAUUGCUCCGGUGUUCAUACUCAUGGAGACUGUGGUGUUGACCAAGAUGCGUGAGAUUAUUGGCUGGUCGACUGGCGAUUCGAUUUUGGCACCCGGCGGUUCCAUUUCCAACUUGUACGCCUUCUUGGCUGCGCGUCAUAAGAUGUUCCCCAACUACAAGGAGCAUGGCUCGGUUGGUCUACCCGGCACUUUGGUCAUGUUUACUUCGGAUCAAUGCCAUUAUUCGAUCAAGUCUUGCGCUGCUGUCUGCGGUCUGGGCACCGAUCAUUGCGUUAUGGUGCCCUCGGAUGAGCAUGGCAAGAUGAUUACCUCCGAGCUGGAGCGUUUGAUUUUGGAGCGCAAGGCCAAGGGUGAUAUUCCCUUCUUUGUCAAUGCUACCGCUGGCACCACUGUGCUGGGCGCCUUUGAUGAUCUCAAUGCCAUUGCGGAUAUUUGCCAGAAGUACAACUGCUGGAUGCACAUCGAUGCUGCUUGGGGUGGUGGUUUGAUGAUGUCGCGCAAGCAUCGUCAUCCUAGAUUCACUGGAGUUGAACGCGCCGAUUCGGUUACCUGGAAUCCCCACAAGCUUAUGGGAGCGCUGCUGCAAUGCUCGACUAUACAUUUCAAGGAGGAUGGCUUGCUCAUCAGCUGCAAUCAGAUGUCGGCCGAGUAUCUGUUCAUGACCGAUAAGCAGUACGACAUAAGCUACGAUACUGGCGAUAAGGUCAUCCAGUGCGGCAGGCACAAUGACAUCUUCAAGUUGUGGCUGCAGUGGCGCGCCAAGGGCACCGAAGGCUUUGAGCGCCAGCAGGAUCGCUUGAUGGAGCUGGUGCAAUAUCAGCUGAAGCGCAUACGCGAGCAGUCCGAUCGCUUCCACUUGAUCAUGGAGCCGGAAUGCGUUAAUGUGGCCUUCUGGUAUGUGCCCAAGCGAUUGCGUGGCGUGCCCCAUGACAGCAAGAAGGAAGUGGAGCUGGCCAAGAUGUGCCCCAUUAUCAAGGGCCGCAUGAUGCAGAAGGGCACACUUAUGGUUGGCUAUCAGCCCGACGAUCGUCGACCCAACUUUUUCCGUUCGAUUAUCUCUUCGGCUGCUGUCACCGAGCAGGAUGUGGACUUUAUGCUUGACGAGAUUCAUCGUCUGGGCGAUGAUUUGUAAGCUGUUCAAUUACUCUAGCUACUGUUUAUGUAGUUCAAUGCAACCAAGAAGUAUCUAUAAGGUAAAAACCAAAGCAUAUCAUAAGCACACACACACACACACAAACACACAUAUCUAAAAAUUUUUGGAAAAACUUCAAUGUUGCUGUCAAUUGUUUAAGUUACUAAAAUCUCAUUGUUUAAGUUACAAGUCUGGCCAGUGUUGGGUGAACUAAUGAAAUAUUUAACUUAAUGUUAUUGUUAAUUAACAAUUUAAUUUACUGUUAUGCCAUACUAUAAAAGCAAAAA
Molecule: messenger RNA, 1986 nt
Organism: Drosophila busckii
Lineage: Eukaryota; Metazoa; Arthropoda; Insecta; Diptera; Drosophilidae
Gene: Gad1
Product: glutamate decarboxylase
Biological process (GO): carboxylic acid metabolic process
Cellular component (GO): cytoplasm
Molecular function (GO): carboxy-lyase activity; pyridoxal phosphate binding
Source: RefSeq, a predicted model, not a curated record